Molecule: messenger RNA, 1003 nt
Organism: Diospyros lotus (date-plum)
Lineage: Eukaryota; Viridiplantae; Streptophyta; Magnoliopsida; Ericales; Ebenaceae
Product: rhodanese-like domain-containing protein 9, chloroplastic
Exons: 6
Coding region: 122-832 (236 amino acids)
Cellular component (GO): chloroplast
Source: RefSeq, a predicted model, not a curated record
CCUUGAAUUUCCUGGGCCAUUGAAGGCUCCAACUGGCCAUGAAUGAUGAAUCAAUCGCCCUCCGCGAGAGGGAGAGUGAGAGAGACGAAGCAAACAAAUCAUCAAAUCUCUCUGCUUCAGAAUGGCAGGAAUUAACUGCUGCUUCUCUUCAACGCUCUCUUCCCGGAGCAAUUUGGGGGCUUCUUGGUUGGUACUUGAAAGCCAUCGAGGACAGGCCACAGCAGGGAAGCAACCUUGCCGGAGAAUUUUGAAAAUCAAAGCAGAAGUGGAUUAUGUAAGCGCCGAGGAAGCUAAGAACCUUAUAGCAGCCGAGGGAUAUGCAAUUCUUGAUGUGAGAGACAAAAAACAAUAUGAUCGGGCACAUAUAAAAUCAUGCUACCAUGUUCCCCUAUUUAUAGAGAACCAGGACAAUGACUUUGGCACAGUGAUAAAGAGGACAGUACACAAUAAUUUUGCGGGCUUGUUCUUUGGCUUGCCGUUCACUAAACUCAACCCUGAUUUUGUGCAAUCCGUGAAGAGCCAGUUUCCACCAGAAACUAAAGUCUUGCUCGUCUGUCAGGAAGGACUGAGGUCAACAGCUGCUGCUAGAAAGCUAGAGGAAGCUGGUUUCCAGAACAUAGCAUGCGUAACAUCAGGGCUUCAGUCAGUAAAACCAGGCCUAUUUGACUCUGUUGGUUCCACAGAGUUGCAAGAUGCAGGCAAGGCUGGCUUGGUCACAAUUCAAGGCAAGAUCUCAGCUGUACUUGGGACUGCACUUAUCUGUGCAUAUCUUUUCAUAACCUUCUUCCCUGAGCAAGCAGAGAAGCUGCUCCAGAUGGCCCCUGCAAGCUAAGCCCUUAAUUAGGUGAUGAAUCCCCAAAUUUUGCAGUGUUUCUGUUUGUUUUUAUCAUCUGAUCUGAUUUGAGGAAUUGAAAGUUGAGGGCAUUUACAGAAAAGAUUUGUGUUCUCAAGGGAAGAAAAGCACUCAUGGCAUUAAGUCAAUCUAUUAGUUCAUUUCUCUUCA